GCUUGGAAAUAAGCAAUUCGUGUGAUCUCUUUCCUUUUUUUUCAGUUGUAAUUCUCUUGCCCUGAAAAUGUUAACUUUAGGUCAAGCUUCCUGUCUUGUUCUUGGAUACAAACCCAAUGAUCCAGAAGAGAGAAAAAAGGCAAAAGAACAUCUAGAAAAAAGUGGCUUAAUUGCAGUACACAUACGUAAUCACGAUCCUUUUCAACCGAUGGCCAUUGGUAUCAAUGUACACGAGCGAGAUCCCUUCAAAUUCAUAAGUUAUCCCGAUUCUCCAACAAUGCCACCUACAGAUUUACCUGAUAACAUUGAUGAUCACGAUGGCAACGACAAUAACGGCAAUAACGACGAUAGCAACAACAGUGGCAGCGACGAUAGCAACAACAGUGGCAGCGACGAUAGCAACAACAGUGGCAGCGACGAUAGCAACAGCAGCAUCUAUAAAAACAAUAAUAGCAACAACGGUAGCAAAGACAGGUCUAAAAAACGGAAGCUUGAUGACACGGUUAUACCAUUCUGCAAGGAUCGUCUGCUGAACCUUAUGAAAGAAAUUGCCACUGAUGAAAAUCCUUUGAACGACAAGUGUUAUUCCAAACAAUUCCUAACUGCAAAAGAUCAAUACCAGCUAAUGUGCAGUGUGUUCCCGCAUCUUAAAAAUCAUUGUAGCGUAUAUCAACUUCAAUAUUGGAUUGGACAGGCAAAGAUCUGGGGAAAAUCAACACGCUCACGAAAAAAUCAGCGAGAACUUGGACGAAACUUAUGGGUGGUUGAUGAACAGCUAAGGGCGUUCGUGACGGAUACUUCUGACUCGGUCAAGGCAUACUGGAAAUAUUUACAACAUGAUACCAAAUACAUAACAAUUGGAUACGCACGUAAAUCGCCAACUGACGAAACAAAAGAAUCACGAAUACGUUUAUUACAGUUAAUGGUGAACAAACUAUACUUCCGCGGAAAGUGCGAAGAAGUAUUCGUGAGCCCAAUUUGCAAAGCAGACCAACCAAUAUUAGAAAGAGACUCGCCAAAGCAGGAUGAUUUACUGCUGCAUUUAAAAGGAUCCCAUGGCGAUAUCUCAGAUUUAGUUGCACGCGUCCAUUUCAGCCAAAAACCUUUCCGCCUUGUCAUCAUUGACUACGCCGGGCUUUCAACGUCACCAAAUGAUAUUAGGAUUUUUUUGAAACAAUGCAGCAAUAUCAAGGAAAUUGUUGUAGACCAUGGCUCUUCGUUUGAGAUUUUAUCACGUUUUGAUCUUUUGAAAAAUAUGGAUCUGGAAAAAUUUAAAUGUCGACAUGCCAACGUUAAACGAUCAAAGUAAUUUUUUUUUUCGUGCUAAUGGUUUGUCAAAUAAAAAACGAAAAAGAAGUUGUUUAUUGC
Gilbertella persicaria is the source of this 1368-nucleotide messenger RNA. RefSeq lists its product as uncharacterized. The record is from RefSeq and is a predicted model, not a curated record. The transcript has 4 exons. The coding region runs from base 68 to 1309 and encodes 413 amino acids. Lineage: Eukaryota; Fungi; Mucoromycota; Mucoromycetes; Mucorales; Choanephoraceae.